AUGUCAGGUUGGGGUAACUUUUUUAAUGUGUUUGAUAACGAGGCGAAUCAGGGGAGUUAUGAUAACAAUGAAGAUAACAAAGCGGGCAUGUUUGAUCUGAAUGCUCCGUUCGAUCCCAUUCUUGCGUCUGAUGCAGGUCAGGAUACUUGGGGUUUGGAUGCAAUUCAGCCUAAUUAUGCUGGUUAUUAUCCAUCACAACACCCGGUUAAUUUUGAAGCCCCUCCUGUUAGUUUUGGACCACCGACUGAUAGUUCUCAGUCUCCUCCCAUAAGUGAUGGACCGCCGGAGGGUCCAAAUGCUGACCAGGAACGUAGUGAGUUUCAAAACAAGCAGAAAUUCGCUAGCAUGGACGAAUUGGUAGAGUGGUGUAGAGACGUUGGACGCGUAAAUGGCUACGCCCUCGUCACCAAACGCACCAUCUACGAUAAACAGGGUAGCGGUCAGCCGUUAAAAAUCUGGCUUACGUGCGAUUGUGCCGGCGAGUACAAAUCAACAGCCACGGUCAGACGCAGCGGGACCAGGAAAACCGGUUGCAAGUUCCAACUGAUCGGGGCAUACAAAAAGAGGUUAGGCUAUUGGGAUCUAAAGGUUGAUGAAGCUAAACAUAACUACGAACCAUUUCUGUAUCCAGAGGGUCAUCCGUCCCUAAUGAGGCUGACUCCAUCAGAAGAGAGGACGGUGGAGCAAAUGACGCAUCAGAACAUAAAACCACGAGACAUUCUUGCUGCCAUUAAAGAACAGAACCCCUAUAAUGUCUCAACAAGAAACACCAUAUACAACGCUCGGGCCAAAUUAGGUCGAAUGGAACAAGUCGGCGAGACUCCAAUGCAGAUACUUUUCGACCGGUUGGGGAAGGUUGGGUUUGUUUUUUACCAUAGAACAUCUCAAAACGGCGAACGGGUCGAGGAUGUUUUCUUCAUCCACCCGGAGUCGAACAUGUUGUGGCGCGCCUUCCCGCAUGUGUUGCUUAUAGACGCCACCUACAAGACGAAUCGGUACAAAAUGCCGCUAGUCCAGAUUAUCAGUGUUACAUCCACGUUGAUGUCGUUUUGCAUUGCUCAUGCGUUCGUAAGCAACGAGAAACAGGAAAACUUCACAUGGGUUCUACAGAGGUAG
This is a messenger RNA of Helianthus annuus (common sunflower), 1116 nucleotides long. RefSeq names its product PKS-NRPS hybrid synthetase CHGG_01239-like. Gene Ontology annotation, molecular function: malonate-semialdehyde dehydrogenase (acetylating, [NAD(P)+]) activity; methylmalonate-semialdehyde dehydrogenase (acylating, NAD+) activity. The record is from RefSeq and is a predicted model, not a curated record. Gene Ontology annotation, biological process: thymine catabolic process; L-valine catabolic process. The transcript has 2 exons. Gene Ontology annotation, cellular component: mitochondrion. NCBI's taxonomy places the organism in Eukaryota, Viridiplantae, Streptophyta, Magnoliopsida, Asterales, Asteraceae. The coding region runs from base 1 to 1116 and encodes 371 amino acids.